Mizuhopecten yessoensis (Yesso scallop) is the source of this 1222-nucleotide messenger RNA. RefSeq names its product angiopoietin-related protein 2-like. NCBI's taxonomy places the organism in Eukaryota, Metazoa, Mollusca, Bivalvia, Pectinida, Pectinidae. The coding region runs from base 37 to 996 and encodes 319 amino acids. The transcript is spliced from 3 exons. The record is from RefSeq and is a predicted model, not a curated record.
AUUAUAACGCGCACGAGUAUACAUUCUCCAACAAGCAUGUCUAGCUUAUGGAUAUUAGCAAUAUGCCUUCUUCAAUGGCAUUAUUGUGCGACAGCAACCAAUUGUUCUGGUUGGAAAAGAAUUCUGUCGGCAUCGGAUCGAGCGUUUCACUCUCCCAACGUGACAACAACCUGUUCUGACGUGAACAAGUGUGUGAUAGCGUGUCACAGGACGGGGUUUUCGGAGUCUCUGACCUUCCACAUCGAAACCAACACUUGUAUGUGUUAUGACGUGGACAGGUCAAAUGAUACUUUAUACACCUUCGUACCACAGCUAGGAACUUUAUUCUAUAGUAAAAACAGCAAAACGGAAUCUCAGAACUCGGUCAUCGCCGUCACAUACAACUCCGUUACAAAAACACCCUGUUUGGAGUUACUAGACUCUGGCCAUACCAAAGACGGUAUAUACGAAAUGACGACCGAGACCGGGGUGGUAUUCAACGUGUUAUGUAACAUGACGGCCGGAGGCUGGACAAUACUCCAACAUAGGGUCAACAACACCGAGGUCUUCAGUCGGACCUACCAGAAUUACGUGGACGGAUUCGGCUCCCUUCACGGCGAAUUCUGGCUCGGACUGGAGUUCAUGUACAUCAUGACAAGGCAGCCUCGGUCAGUCAAGUUCGAUCUGCUCAAAGAUACGAAUGUCUGGUUGUUAUUACAAUACAGCUCCUUUACCAUCGACGAUUCCGCAGCAUAUUACAAACUGCACGUGUCUGGUCACGUGGCUUCCGCCGGAAUGUGUACUUAUACGUUCACUUACAAUGAUGGCAUGGAGUUCUACGCCAAAGACAGAGACAGGUCAAGCUGUGCUACUAACCGCAAAGGAGGCUGGUGGUUCCAAGGGUGCACUUGGCUUAAUAUUAACGGCGGCUACGGAGUACGGAACAGUAUGGCCACUAUGGGCGAAUACUGCAGUGGUUACAAUUACUUUACGGAGACAGUUAUGAGCAUACGAUAGUUAAAUUUGAUUUUCAAUGAUUAUAUCAGUGAGGAUUAUGGCACAAAGUUAAAAAAAUCUAUUACUUUUUAGCAUAAAGAUUCGUACAUGUAUGUUUGUUUUGCAGUAAUUUUGGAUAAAUUGACAAAUUACAACUUUGUGCUCUGAUGCUCCAUCGAAUUCUUGCUGCCGUUAUUUAAUAAUAAUAACAAUAAUUCGAGGUUCUUAUAUACCGCUUUAUCACAAC